Messenger RNA from Parastagonospora nodorum SN15, 1770 nucleotides. RefSeq lists its product as hypothetical. The transcript is spliced from 6 exons. Gene Ontology annotation, biological process: transmembrane transport. The record is from RefSeq and is a predicted model, not a curated record. Bases 1 to 1728 code for a protein of 575 amino acids. Lineage: Eukaryota; Fungi; Ascomycota; Dothideomycetes; Pleosporales; Phaeosphaeriaceae. Gene Ontology annotation, molecular function: transmembrane transporter activity.
AUGAUGAUAGGGUACUGCAAACUAGGCGCCUCGCAACCCCUCUUUGACGUCAAAUACUGGGAUUCUUUUGGGCCUUCGAAUGUAUACAUCCCACGCUACAAUCUGCACACGAUCAUACUGCGAUUAUGGCGACUCACUCGGAAGCAACCACUAUUCCAGGGCACCGUGCAUCUUGUAGACCUUGAGCAUACACUCCAAGCUCGCCAUGCCGGUGCUGGAGAUAUCGUACUGGUCCCGACACCAUCCAAUGAUCCAGAUGAUCCUCUAAAUUGGUCGCCGAAACGCAAGCUAACAUCAACCAUCUGUUCAAAUCUCUAUACAUGGAUGACUGGAAUGGCUGUCUCGACUGUUUAUUCGGUGCUCGUGCCCUUGUCGGAGAACUCGGGCGUAUCUGUCUCGACGCUCAAUGAAGGCACUGGUUAUAUGUUCCUCCUACUCGGUUGGGGUCUACUCUUCUGGCAACCAAUCGCCCUGAAAUACGGCAAGCGACCUGUUUACCUUAUUUCCGUACUGGGUGCUAUCGGAACCAGCAUUUGGAGUGCCUACGUCAAGAGUAAUGGAGAGUGGCUUGCAAGAUGCCUUGUGAUGGGGUUCUUCAUCGCCCCCAUUGAGGCUCUGCCAGAAAUCUCGGUCACUGACAUCUACUUCACACACCAGCGAGGAACAUUUAUGGGCAUAUACGCUUUCAUGCUUGCCGGUAGCAAUUACUUUGCACCCAUAAUUUGCGGCUUUAUCGCGGAGCGCCAGGGUUGGCAGUGGGUCUUUUACUGGCCGGCCAUAUUCAACGCAUUCACCUUGAUCUUCCUUUUCUUCUUCAUGGAAGAGACAAAUUACCGGCGUCAGUCAACUGAAAGUCCCAGUGCACCGAGUCCAACCCCAGAAAACAAAAUUAUCGAUAGUGGAGACCACGAAAAGGCACAUGCAAUAUCUCCUCAAUCUUCCUCAAGUAUCCAAGCGGGAACAGUCACGAAGUCCUUCAGCCAGAAACUCUCACUAUGGCAGCCAAUGCCUGAGCAGAACCUAUUCCAGAGCGCAAAGCGCAGUCUAUCAUAUCUUGCUUGGCCAGUAAUUGCUUACUGUGGUUUCAGCUACGGCUCCUACUUGAUCCUGUUCAACAUUCUCAACGCCACGGCUUCCAUCAUCUUAGGUGGCGCACCCUACAAUUUCAAGGCUUCAAUGGUCGGCCUGUCAUACAUCUCCUGCGUCAUCGGAGUUGUAGUCGGAGCACUCACAUCUGGCCGCGUGAGUGACUGGCUAACAGUCAAGCUUGCCCGGAAAAACAACGGCAUUAUGGAGGCCGAGCACCGACUAUGGCCCUUUGCAACUUGUUUGGUUAUGGUGCCCGGUUCUCUCCUACUAUGGGGUGUCGGUGCCGCCCACGGUAUCCACUGGUUCGGCCUCAUUGUUGCAAUGGGAUGCUUAGCCUAUACUUCGACUGUGGGUGUGACGUUGAGUGUCAACUACAUGAUCGACAGCUAUCACGACAUCAGUGGAGACGCGAUUGUUGCUAUCAUCUUGAUCAGGAACACUAUGUCUUUUGCGGUCAACUAUGGUAUCACACCUUGGCUUAGAAACUUGGGAUACCAGAAUUGCUUCAUUAGCGCGGCGUUCGUUGGACUGGCAGCAUCGUCGGUGUUCCUUGUCAUGAUCAAGUAUGGUAAAGGGCUUCGCGUCAAGUCGAGCAGCAAGUACUGGAGCAUCGUCAAUGCCGAUGAGGUCAAGACAUGAGUUUCUUAGACAUCUAAAUAACAUACUUUUCCAAUUCUGCAA